Messenger RNA from Cornus florida, 2581 nucleotides. RefSeq names its product probable prolyl 4-hydroxylase 4. The transcript has 7 exons. The record is from RefSeq and is a predicted model, not a curated record. Gene Ontology annotation, molecular function: iron ion binding; L-ascorbic acid binding; procollagen-proline 4-dioxygenase activity. NCBI's taxonomy places the organism in Eukaryota, Viridiplantae, Streptophyta, Magnoliopsida, Cornales, Cornaceae. Bases 222 to 1100 code for a protein of 292 amino acids. Gene Ontology annotation, biological process: peptidyl-proline hydroxylation to 4-hydroxy-L-proline. Gene Ontology annotation, cellular component: endoplasmic reticulum.
UCUUCCUUUCUCCUUUACCCCUUUCUCUUCCUUCAGACUCGGUCUCUUUGUCACAAGAACGCCCAUGCAGUGGCCUCAAACCAUGACGAUUCCGUCACUCCCUCUGACGGUCAAGACGAGAUUCAGAUGCACAAACUUGCACAAGAAACUGAACAAACAGUUUUCUCGGAAAAUUUAUCUUCAAUUUUCUCAUCCAAACGAUCCAACCAGUACUCAUUAUCAUGUCUUCUCCACUUUCACUAGUCUUCUUGUUUUCGAUCUCGUCCAUCCUCUAUGAAUCGUCGUGCUCAGCAGUCGUCAAUCCCGCCAAAGUCGAACAGAUUUCAUGGAAACCCAGAGCUUUUGUCUAUAGAGGUUUUCUUACGGACGAUGAAUGCAAUCAUUUGAUAUCUCUGGCGAAAUCUGAGCUCAAGAGAUCUGCUGUUGCAGAUGAUGUGUCUGGACAGAGCAAGCUCAGCGAGGUCCGAACUAGCUCCGGGACGUUUAUCAAUAAGGCAAAGGAUCCUAUUGUUGCUGGUAUAGAGGACAAGAUUGCAACCUGGACCUUCCUACCUAAAGAAAAUGGGGAAGCCAUACAAGUGUUGAGAUAUGAGCCUGGGCAGAAAUAUGACCCACACUAUGAUUACUUUGUUGACAAGGUUAAUAUUGCUGAGGGUGGGCACCGUAUGGCAACUGUACUUAUGUAUCUAACUGAUGUGAUAAAAGGUGGUGAAACAGCGUUUCCCUCAGCAGAGGAGUCUCCACAUCAUAGAACUUCUGCAUUGGAUGAUGAUUUGUCAGAGUGUGCAAGGAAAGGUAUUGCAGUAAAACCGCGAAAAGGGGAUGCACUUCUUUUCUUCAGUCUCCAUCCUUGUGCUAUUCCGGACACUAGCAGUCUCCAUGGGGGUUGCCCAGUGAUAGAAGGUGAGAAGUGGUCGGCAACAAAGUGGAUUCAUGUAGAUUCUUUUGACACCAUCUUGGAUAUUGGUGGGAGUUGCACAGAUGAGAAUGAGAGUUGUGAAAGAUGGGCUGCUGUGGGGGAAUGCACCAGGAACCCUGAAUAUAUGGUCGGAACUUCAGACCUUCCAGGAUACUGUAGGAAGAGUUGUAAGUUAUGUUGACAUUUAAAUUUAUGUUUUCCACUUACUGUCAUCCUUGUGUUGUAUUGUACCACAGUUUCCCCUCUUUUUCAGUUGUGUUAUUAUUCCCCUCUUGCAAUACUAAGCAUUUUUGGCAGUAAGCAUGUUAGUUCCAGUGCAGAAAUUUUUGACAUGAAAUGCGGAUACACAUAAGGUUCGAUUACAUUGUAUCCAAAACAUUACCUAAACCAUCAUCUAGCUAAAACAGCCAGAACUUGGGAAAUGUGAUAUUAAAAUGUUUUCUCAGCACAUGCAGAGCUUGAGAGUCUAUGCCCUAUUUUCCAUAUCCUCUCUUUUUUGGCCAGUCAUUUUUUUUUCCUUCACUGACCGACCAGAAAAAAUACCUUAAAACACCUGAAUUCGACUAGAAUUAUGUUUAUUCGUUACUUGGUGCAUUGGUUAAAAGUUUGAGCAGAGAAGCAUAAAGGCGUGCACCCCCGUGUUGGCAACAGCGGCAUUGAGUGAAUUUUUGUUGUUUCAUGUGUAAACUUCCUGUUGCAAAAUGAAAAUCAUUCGUUUGGGUUAUAUGCGGUCACAUGAGAAGUUUUACAUUCCAUUGUACAUGCUAAAAAAGGAUCAGAUGGUUGCGAUAUUUUCGAAGAUAAAGAUGGUUUUGUCUCUCAGGUUUUGCUGAGUUGUGACAUUUUAACAGUUGCUACCUGAUCUUUUUGCAGAGGGCAAUCUAUUUUUCUUGUGUUCAAGUGUUUAUUCUGUUAUCCACACUACACAUCUAUAUAUGCACCAUGCAGCCCAUUAAGAAUCGUUUUUCAUAUUAUAAUCCUUGGUUCAAAUUCUGAUUCUAUGCAAGAUUUUUUUUUUUGUAUUUUUUUGGAAGCAUUGCCAUUCUGAGACCUGUUUUCUGAUAUUAGUCAAGAUCACAUACAUACGUACAUACAUACAGACACACACACACACACACACAUAUAUAUAUAUAUAUAGAGAGAGAGAGAGAGAGAGAGCAUUUUCUUUCUUGUAGAGGAGGCUGGAUUGCAUACAUUAGAGAAUCUUGUGGAGUCCUUUUAGUUGAUGAUUUGGCUAGAGACACAUGCAUCCUUGUUGCUGCCUUCCAGUGGUGGUGAAACAGAUUGAUGAAACUAAAUGACAAUUUUCUGAGGGACCACACUCACAUUUCCCAUCAUAUUAAAUCAAAGAAAAGGAAGCACAAGUUUGGCCGAUCCACCUUCAUCUUAUGUAUGUGAUGCUUUUUUCAUAUUUUACUCCAAUGUAUAAACUAUAAUUCUAACCAUGUAAUACCCAUUAAAAUGGUUAAAAGUUUUUUAUUUUUUUAUUUUUUUAUUUUUUUUUUGGAAUUUAAGCAACUGAAUAAUUACAAUGAGGGCUUUAGGCCGAAAUAACCCAAAAGCUUGGACAGCAAGGCCAACAAUUAAGAGAGGGGCUCGAAGCUUUGUCACGUGUGACUACCAGUCAAGUCGAGUUUUUGAUUAUUUGAGAUUGUGCUUGAC